GGCCAGAGGCAUCACAUUCACACGCCGAUCCACCGCCACCUGGAGCGAUACUGCUAGCUACGACCAUGGACGCCAACGCCGAUGCCCGCUCCUCGUCCUCGCCCAUGCACAUCGUCAUCUUCCCGUGGCUCGCGUUCGGGCACAUGAUCCCCUUGCUGGAGCUUGCAGAGCGCCUGGUGGCGCGCGGCCACCGCGUCUCCUUCGUCUCCACGCCGCGCAACCUCAGCCGGCUCCGGCCGGUCGUCGGCGUCCACUUCGUCGCCCUGCCGCUGCCCCGCGUGGACGGCCUCCCGGAGGGAGCCGAGGCCACCUCCGACCUCCCGCCCAGUCCCGGCAACCUGGCCGAGCUUCUACUCAAGGCCGCCGACGGCCUCGUCGGCCCAUUCUCCGCCUUCCUCGACGAGGGCAAGAAGCCAGACUGGCUCGUCCUCGACAACCUCCACUACCUGGCAGCGGCCGCCGCCGCCGACCGAGGCGUGCCGUCCGUGAUGUUCCUCCCCUUCGCCGCCGCGUCGACCGCGCUCUGGGGCGUGCCGCGUGUGUCCACGGUGGUGGACCCAGAGCUAGGGGCGACCGUGCCCCAGCGCUUCGUGCUAACCUACCAGUGCUGCAAGAUCGUCGCCCAGCGGUGCUGCGUGGAGUUCGACCCCGAGGCCGUGCCUCUGCUGCCGGGCGUCCUGGGCAAGCCGUUCGCCCCUAUGGGCCUGCUGCCGCCGCCGCCUCUGAGGGCGAGUUCGAAUAAUGAAGGUGACGAGCUCGUGUCAUGGCUGGACCGGCAUCCGGCAAAAUCCGUCGUCUACGUCGCGCUGGGAACCGAAGCGCCGCUGACCACCGAGCUGGUGCACGAGCUGGCCAUCGGCCUGGAGCUCGCCGGUACGCCGUUCCUGUGGGCUCUGAGGAAGGUCGGCGACCAAGACGUUCUUCCUCCGGGCUUCGAGGAGCGCAUCAAGGGCCGCGGCCUCGUGGCGAUGGGGAUGGUUCCGCAGACCAGGGUGCUAGCGCACGGCUCCGUGGGCGCGUUCCUCACGCACAGCGGGCCGGGCUCCGCCAUCGAGGGGAUCCAGUAUGGGCAUCCCCUCGUCAUGCUGCCCUUCUUCGGAGACCAACAGACGGGGGCUCAGUUCAUGGAGAGGAAGAAGGUCGGUCUGCUGGUGCCGAGGAACGGGGAGGAUGGACUGUCUUUUGACCGGCAAGGCGUCGCGUCCACGGUCCGGGCCGUCGUGGUGGACGAGCAAGCAGGACGCGUCUUCGCCGCCAAUGCCAACAAGUGGCAGCAGGUUGUCGCGGACACUGCCUGCCAUGAGAGGUACAUCGAUGAGUUCGUUCAGCAACUCCGAUUCUACAAGGACCAGUGAAGUGACUCCAUGGCUAAUGGAGGCGACAAUGACUCGUGCGUACGUGCAUCACCCUCCGUCGAGUCGGAGAUUCGUUCCACGUUUUAUGGUUUCGGCAAAGUUUGGCUUGUUCCGUAAUGUUGCUGUUAGCACGGUGUGUCAUGUGUGCGUGUUCAUGCUCACCGUGCACGUUCUCUUGGGUACGUCUUUCGAGUUAUGAUGUGAAAAUAAACUCAUGUGAAAAUCGGUCCUACCCCAAGUUGAUAAGCCAACAAAUUCUUUUCA
Molecule: messenger RNA, 1619 nt
Organism: Triticum urartu
Lineage: Eukaryota; Viridiplantae; Streptophyta; Magnoliopsida; Poales; Poaceae
Source: RefSeq, a predicted model, not a curated record